UAGUGGUCUGAGAUGGUUACUUGUUGUUGAGCCCCAUGCACAAAUUCCAUAGGUGAGAUAGGGGUAAAUAAGAGAGUGAUAUAGGGCCAGGAGGGCUGACUGUGGAGCAUAGUACCGUAUCUUCCAGGCAAUACAAGAGUGAGUGUAGUGAUGGAGCGCUAAACCCUGUAUUGUUGCCGCUGCUGCUUGUCAUACAAGAUGAUGGUGACGUCACAGGUAAACAAACAUUUUGAAUCGGUCCCGCCAGUCAGAGGAUUGAGUAAUCAAUGAUGACACUACAGGUUCUUCAGGAGGGUCUCUCCUUACAAGUGACAGACAUUGUCAGUGCUCAAGAUGACUGGACGAGUGACGACAGGCAGAACAUCCAGCGGCAGUAUAUGGAGAUACACAGUGAGCUGUGGGGCGAAGUGGUAAGCAUUGCAGCUCAGGAGGAUCAUCAGUGUUCAGAAGACACACAAGAUCCAGAUGUCUUGGAAGAUGUUGAGAUUCGCCAUGAAGGAACACUUAUUGCUGUGACCAAGAAACGCAAGGAAUAUCCAGCACUCCUUACUGGUCUUUUAGGGAAAAAAACAAGACUUCAGAAUAAUACAGUUGAAAAGCUGAAAGUUGACCUGCCACCGAGAGCUCCCUUAGAGGUUAAUGAAGGUAUGAGCCACCUGGAUGGAAGCCUCGAUCCUUUAUUUAAAAGCAUCUUAGUUAUACUGUCAGAGAACAUGCAUAACAUCCAAUUACAAACUAAUCGCCUAACACAUGUUGCUGAUGCAGCCGAGAUAAUUAUUAACAAUCAGCACCAUCCCAUUGAAACACUUGUCAGUAAUAUUGAGAGAUAUAUAAAAGACAGUAAUAUAAAAUGAUUUGGGGUACAAAAUGGAUACUGCUAACAGUGUCUACUGUAUCAAGCAAUGAGAGGAAAUAGUAAAGCGAAAAGGAAUGUUUUUAUAACCCCCAUGUCCCCUUUUUCCUUUUAUUACAUCAGAUGAGAUGAAGUUAAGAGAAAUAAAUCCCCGACCCAACAGUCUCUUAUCUUGUGUGAAGGAUGUAUGGGUGUUUUUACCAAUGAGUAGCAAGAUUGCCAUAUCCUUAUGCCAACUUUUUUAUUUCAGACUGUAUACUGUAUUUUAUUAUUUACCUCAUCUUUAGCAUACAAAACUAUUCCACAAUACAUUACAAUCAUGAUCAGACUAGUAUAAAGGAUUUUUCAUCACUGUUUUUUAGUGCAUUUGACCCUUUUGGGUUUAGUGCCUAGUUUUAUUAUACUGUAUUACAUUAUUUGCAGAUUUUUUAACUUGGCAAUUAGUUAAACAUUUAUUACAGCUGGUUAUGCUAAUUGUAUUUCAUAAUAAAAACUCUUUGAUA
Cherax quadricarinatus is the source of this 1356-nucleotide messenger RNA. Lineage: Eukaryota; Metazoa; Arthropoda; Malacostraca; Decapoda; Parastacidae. The record is from RefSeq and is a predicted model, not a curated record.